AUGACCAAGGACGCGUCGCCCACCACUCAGGGAGACGUGGACGAAGACGCUACUCAAGGAGACGUUCUGGCAGCGGCGGGAACGGCAGCUCAGGUCGAGUGGGUGGAGGCUCCGGGAGGUCGCUGGCAGCCAUGGCUUGCUCUGGUCCAGGGCAAGCGCUGCACCCGCCACCUCCGCGUCGAGGUUGAGGGCGACUGCUCGUCGCCGAUCAAGGUGCUCGCGAUGCACGGCUGGGGCUGCACUCUCGAGCUGUGGCAGGCACUCGGCUUCCUUUCGAGCCUGCGUGGCCGCGCGUGCAUCGCCGCCUUCGACACGCGAGGCUCUGGCCGCUCGUCGUGCGGCCGCGCGCUGUGGCGGAUUAAUGGGCUGGGAGAGGACGCGCUGCGGGUGUUGACGCACCUGGGAUGGGCUCCCCACGAGACGACCCUCGUCGGCAUCAGCCAGGGCGGGAUGGUGGCGCAGCACGCGAUGGCGCUCGCUCGCGAGCGUGGGCUCGGGUCCUUCGCCGCCGCGGUGCUGAUCAACACGCUUCCGCCCGAGGGCGCCCAAACGAAGGCCUCUGGCUACCUUCGGCUGGUGUUGGAGGGCUUGCUCCAGCAGGCGGACCGCAACCGCUCCCGGCGGCGCACUGCGCACCGCGCACUCCUCACGCGCAACAGCCGCUGCUCGCGCUACCCGCGCGACUCGGCGCGGCCGCCGGAGGACACGGAGCUCGUCUUCUCGUCGCCGCUCUACCGGGCGCGUGCGCUCGCCGCGCUCGUCGCGGCGGGCUGGGCGGGAUUCUUCUUGUACGACGCCGAGCAGGACGCCCGCGGCUGCGCCGAGGUUGCGGCGAGCGAGAUCGCGCCCACCGAACGGGACGGCGGCGCGCUAAUGGGCGAGGUCUCGGCGCUGCUGCAGGACCAGCGAGGUCCGCACGUGCGCGGCCGCCUGCGCGGCUGGCUUGUCAACCUCUUUUGCACCCUCGACCACCAUCACCUCCUCUCCAGGCAGCGCAGGGAGGCGAUCCUCGCCGCCCCGGCCAAGCGAACCCUCGUCAUGACAGGCACCGCCGACCGGGUGGUCCCUUGCGCCAACGGCGCCAGGCUGGCGGCGUUGUACGCAGCGGCCGGCGCCGACGUCACUCUCUGUCCGAUGCCUGGCUUGUCGCAUUUGCCGCUCUCGCCCCUCACGGCUCAGCCCGUGGAGCAGUUUGUGCUCGGAGGCGCCGAGGGCGGCUCGUCGCCUCUCGACCUGAUCCGCAUCGAGGGCGAGAACUCCUCCUUCGAGGCGUUGCGCGCGGCGAUUCUGGACCGGGAUCGGGCGGAGCACAUUGAGUAG
Molecule: messenger RNA, 1320 nt
Organism: Emiliania huxleyi CCMP1516
Lineage: Eukaryota; Haptophyta; Isochrysidales; Noelaerhabdaceae
Exons: 1
Coding region: 1-1320 (439 amino acids)
Source: RefSeq, a predicted model, not a curated record